This is a messenger RNA of Echinops telfairi (small Madagascar hedgehog), 1331 nucleotides long. RefSeq names its product inositol polyphosphate-5-phosphatase A (gene INPP5A). Gene Ontology annotation, biological process: phosphatidylinositol dephosphorylation. Gene Ontology annotation, molecular function: inositol-polyphosphate 5-phosphatase activity. The transcript has 16 exons. The record is from RefSeq and is a predicted model, not a curated record. Lineage: Eukaryota; Metazoa; Chordata; Mammalia; Afrosoricida; Tenrecidae. Bases 1 to 1233 code for a protein of 410 amino acids.
AUGGCGGGGAGGGCGGCCGCCUCGGGCACCGCUGUCCUGCUGGUCACGGCCAACGUGGGCUCGCUCUUCGACGACCCAGAAAACCUGCAGAAGAACUGGCUUCGGGAGUUUUAUCAGGUCGUCCACACCCACAAGCCCCACUUCCUGGCCCUGCACUGCCAGGAGUUUGGAGGGAAGAACUAUGAGGCCUCCAUGUCGCACGUGGACAAGUUUGUCAAACCUCAGGUCCUUUUGCAGAGCCCCCCCUCAGUCUCCUGGAGCGCAGAGCAGCCGCUGGACUUUCUGAAUGGGAAGCUUGUGGCCCUGGGAAGCUUCUAUUUCCUCCACGAGUCUCUGAAGAGCAUCCACCAGUUUGACUUCAGAGCUAAGAAGUACAGAAAGGUCACCGGCAAGGAGAUCUACUCGGACACGCUGGAGAGCACGCCCAUGCUGGAGAAGGAGAAGUUCCCCCAGGACUACUUUCCUGAGUGCAAAUGGUCCCGGAAGGGCUUUAUCCGGACGAGGUGGUGCCUUGCCGACUGCACCUUCGACCUCGUGAACAUCCAUCUCUUCCACGAUGCGUCCAACCUUGUGGCCUGGGAGACGAGCCCGUCCGUGUACUCGGGGAUCCGGCACAAGGCUCUUGGCUACGUGCUAGACAGGAUCUGCGACCAGCGGUUCGAGAAAGUGGCGUACUUCGUCUUUGGUGAUUUCAACUUCCGCCUGGAUUCCAAGUCUGUGGUGGAGACCCUCUGCACAAAAGCUACCGUGCAGACUGUCCGUGCCGCCGACACCAACGAAGUGGUGAAGCUGAUAUUUCGUGAAUCGGACAAUGACCGGAAGGUGAUGCUGCAGCUGGAGAAGAAGCUAUUUGACUACUCCAACCAGGACAUCUUCCAGGACAACAACGGCACCGCGCUCCUGGAGUUCGACAAAGAGCUGUCCGUCUUCAAAGACAGACUGUACGAACUGGACAUCUCGUUCCCCCCCAGCUACCCCUACAGCGAGGACUCCAGCCAGGGCAGGCAGUACAUGAACACCCGCUGUCCUGCCUGGUGUGACCGCAUCCUCAUGUCCCCAGCUGCCAAGGAGCUGCUUCUGAGGUCGGAGAGCGAGGAGAAGGUGGUCACCUACGACCAUAUCGGGCCCAGCAUCUGCAUGGGGGACCACAAGCCCGUGUUCCUGGCCUUCCGGAUUGCGCCCGGGGCAGGUAAACCUCAUGCGCCCGUGCACAAGUGUUGUGUCGUGCAGUGACGUGUGGGAGGCGAUGCCAGCGCAGCACCGAGAAGCCCCUGCCAGAGACCACCCUGUAGUGAGCAGGAGACAGACGGAGCAGCACCCUGAACACGGCU